Messenger RNA from Anthostomella pinea, 801 nucleotides. The record is from the annotation of a GenBank genome assembly. Lineage: Eukaryota; Fungi; Ascomycota; Sordariomycetes; Xylariales; Xylariaceae.
AUGGUGCGCAUAAAGCCCAUACUCCGGCCGCAACAGCUGCGCGCCGCCCUAUCACACUUCCCGCCCAGCCAACAUGUCAUCCCCUCGAUAAGCGCCAGCACCAUCAACACGAGCAACACAGUCUCUUCCCUACGAGCCUCAUACGCCACCGCGUCCACAGCAACAGCGCCAUCAACAUCCACCAACCCGCCCUUCAUCCCGGCACCCACGCCCUUCAUCCCCGACGUCCCGACCUUCCUGACGGUAAUCGGCCGCGGGCUCAGCGCGCACGCGUCCAAGUUCCCGGACUGGGAGUCGCUGUUCAGCCUCACGUCGGACCAGAUGCGCGAGCUAGGCAUCGAGCCCCCCCGCGCGCGCAAGUACCUGCUGCGGUGGCGCCAGCGCUUCCGCGCCGGCCAGUACGGCGUCGGCGGCGACCUGCAGCACGUGUCCGCCGACGGCACCGCCGACCUGCGGAUCCUGGAGGCCGAGCCCGCAACAGGAGGUGAAAGCGCGGCUGCUGCUGCUGUGAGGCCGCGCAAGCUCGUCGUCAACGUGCCUACCGACCGACCUGUCAAGGAGUGCGGCCUCGAUGAGAUGUCUCGCGUUCGUGGGUUCCAGGUGCGCGGUGCGAAGACUAUCGUCGGUCCGUACGCGCUGCCGCUGAAGAACGGCGAGGGCGCUCGCAUUACGAUCACCGAGGGCAUGUGGGAGGAUAAGCGCGGCCACAAGAUCGAUGGUGGUGAGAGAAGACGGACUGAGGUGCGCUACAAGAAGCGCAUUGCUGAGCGUAGGGAGAUGAGGGAACGUGGCGAGUUGUGA